Nelumbo nucifera (sacred lotus) is the source of this 1617-nucleotide messenger RNA. Its product is annotated as putative UDP-rhamnose:rhamnosyltransferase 1. NCBI's taxonomy places the organism in Eukaryota, Viridiplantae, Streptophyta, Magnoliopsida, Proteales, Nelumbonaceae. Gene Ontology annotation, molecular function: UDP-glucosyltransferase activity. The record is from RefSeq and is a predicted model, not a curated record.
AUGAAAUUUUCCCAUUGUGAAUCACAGAAUACCACCAGCUUCUCUCUCUCUCUCCAUUCAUUCAAUCAUGGAAAACGAGAAGGAUAACCUUCACAUCGUAAUGUUCCCAUGGUUAGCCUUCGGUCACAUGCUACCAUUUUUGGAGCUGUCCAAGUGCUUAGCUCAAAGGGGUCACCGUAUCUCCUUCGUCACUUCCCCAAGAAACAUUCAAAGACUCCCCCAAAUCCCUCCCAGUUUAUCACAUCUCAUCAACUUAGUCAACCUACCCUUACCUCCGGUCGAUAACCUGCCGGAGAAUACAGAAGCCACCAUUGACCUCCCAUACGACAAGAUCCAGUACCUUAAGAAGGCCUUCGAUGGUCUGGAGGAACCUCUGACUCGUUUCCUGGAGGCCUCGUCACCGGACUGGGUUAUUUACGACUUUGCUCCUCACUGGUUGCCCCCGAUUACUAACAAACUUGGUUUGCUUGGAGCCUGCUUCAAUAUAUUCAACGCAGCAGCGCAAGUCUUCAUUGUGUCACCGUCGUCGAUGAUGGGUGAGGAAGAUCCAAGAUCAGAGGCAGAGCAUUUUACUGUGCCUCCCAAGUGGAUUCCUUUCCCUUCCAAUCUAGCCUUUCGCCUGCACGAGAUCCGCCGAAUAUUUGACGCCGUCCAAGAGAACGUUGCAGGUGUUUCUGACAUAUUCCGGUUCGAGUCGACGGUCAGAGGCAGCGAUAUCAUUGCUAUUCGAAGCUGUGUCGAGUUCGAAGCGCAGUGGCUACGUCUCUUAAACGAAGAGAUUUGCCGAAAACCCAAUGUUCCGGUAGGCUUACUUCCCCCUUCGGUGCAAGACAUCAGAGAAGGCGACGACGAUGAGAGCUGGAUCGCUAUCCGUGAGUGGCUAGACAAACAGAAGAGCAGGUCCGUGGUUUAUAUUGCACUAGGGAGCGAAGCAACACUGAGUCAUGAAGACGAGACAGAGCUAGCUCUUGGUUUGGAGCUAUCGAGGUUGCCUUUCUUUUGGGUACUGAGAAGACCGCCUGGAUCAUCGGCAGCCGAGGAAUUGCCAACCGGAUUUGAGGACCGAACCAGGAGCCGCGGGGUGGUCUGUAGGGGUUGGGCCCCUCAGAUGAAGAUAUUGGCGCACCCAUCGGUAGGGGUAUUCCUGACUCACUGUGGAUGGAGUUCAGCCAUUGAAGCACUUGGGUGGGAAGUCCCUCUGGUUCUUCUGCCCCUGACAUCGACACAGGGCCUUUGUGCGAGGCAAUUGGCGUGGGAUAAGAUUGGAGUAGAGAUACCGAGAAAUGAAGGAGACGGAUCGUUUACGAGGAACUCAGUUGCCGAGACACUGAGAUUGGUGGCCGUCAGCGAACAAGGCAACGCCUUGAGGACCAGAGCGAAGGAGAUGAGAAAGAUCUUCUGCAACAGCACUCUGCACGAUGGAUACAUGGAUAAUUUUGAACGCCACCUCAAAAACCAUAGGCUCCGUAAUAAGCUCCUCAAAACAGACUAAUUUUAAGUCGUUUCUGUAGUUAAAUUAAAAAUAUUUGUAAGUUUUUUUUCUUCUCUUCCUUUCUGUUUGAUUUUACCUGGAAAACCUUGCUAUGAAAUGGAAGUAUUCGAUCUGGGUUUUUUUCC